This is a messenger RNA of Dromaius novaehollandiae (emu), 462 nucleotides long. RefSeq names its product olfactory receptor 14A16-like. Gene Ontology annotation, cellular component: membrane. Gene Ontology annotation, biological process: G protein-coupled receptor signaling pathway. The transcript has a single exon. The annotation marks the transcript as partial. Lineage: Eukaryota; Metazoa; Chordata; Aves; Casuariiformes; Dromaiidae. Gene Ontology annotation, molecular function: olfactory receptor activity; odorant binding. The record is from RefSeq and is a predicted model, not a curated record.
CUGCACUACGGGACCCUCAUGGGCAGCAGAGCUUGUGUCAAAAUGGCAGCAGCUGCCUGGGGCAGCAGUUUUCUCAAUGCUGUCCUGCACACUGCGAACACAUUUUCAAUACCACUCUGCCAAGGCAACACAGUGGACCAGUUCUUCUGUGAAAUCCCCCAGAUCCUCAAGCUCUCCUGCUCAGACGCCUACCUCAGGGAGGUUGGGGUUAUUGUGGUUAGUAUCUGUUUAGGCUUUGGGUGUUUCAUUUUCAUUGUGCUGUCCUACAUGCAGAUCUUCACUGCUGUGCUGAGGAUCCCCUCUGAGCAGGGCCGGCACAAAGCCUUUUCCAUGUGCCUCCCGCACCUGGCCGUGGUCUCCCUGUUUGUCAGCACUGUCAUGUUUGCCUACCUGAAGCCCCCGUCCCUCUCCUCCCCAGCUCUGGAUCUGGUGGUGUCUGUUCUGUACUCGGUGGCGCCUCCA